Molecule: messenger RNA, 501 nt
Organism: Schistocerca gregaria
Lineage: Eukaryota; Metazoa; Arthropoda; Insecta; Orthoptera; Acrididae
Product: putative gustatory receptor 28b
Exons: 1
Coding region: 1-501 (166 amino acids)
Biological process (GO): sensory perception of taste
Cellular component (GO): neuronal cell body; axon; membrane
Source: RefSeq, a predicted model, not a curated record
AUGGGUAAAGCUGUCAAUGCGGCUUAUGGAGUACAAAACCUCGUAGAAGUGGUCAGCUGUUUCGUGAGCAUCGUGACGUACAUUUAUAUCAGUGUUGUUGUCUUCUUAGAUCUGAAGCCCGUUUGGCCCGGAAUACCGAGGGGUCAAGUCAUCACCAUGUUCUCUCUGUGGAUUGGACUCAUGGUGGGGCGUCUGCUGACCACAGCGUACAGCAGCGACAUGGUCGUGCAAGAGACCACCCGCACACAGCGGCUGGUCCAGAAACUUCUGCUCCUACCGCUGCCUGCUAGAAGCGGCUGUCCAGACGAGCUGCAGCUCUUCGGAGAGCAGAUGGCGCGCAGUCGACUGCGCUACAGCGCAGCAGGGUUCUUCACGCUCGACCUGUCUCUGCUGAGGAGCUUCACAGCCACCGUCACCACCUACGUCGUCAUCCUCGUCCAGUUUGGACUGUCUGGCGCUAACAAGCAGCAGAACAGCAGCGCCGCUGCGUGCAGAUGUUAA